Molecule: messenger RNA, 2148 nt
Organism: Colletotrichum godetiae
Lineage: Eukaryota; Fungi; Ascomycota; Sordariomycetes; Glomerellales; Glomerellaceae
Product: RecQ family ATP-dependent DNA helicase
Exons: 10
Coding region: 1-2148 (715 amino acids)
Biological process (GO): DNA recombination
Molecular function (GO): helicase activity; ATP binding; nucleic acid binding
Source: RefSeq, a predicted model, not a curated record
AUGGAUGACGACUUUGGCUUCGACUCGGCCGAUGAAGCCGAUCUCCUCGCCGUGGUGGACGCUGCUCCCUCUGGAGCUAAGCGAAUCAAUGAGGAUACUGACCAAAGUAAAGAUUCAGGACAGAAACGACAGAAAACUUCCUCUGGUCACUCGGAACUGGCCCGCAGAGUCUUGCGAGAACGAUUCGGCCUGGAAAGCUUUCGUCUGGAGCAGGAAGCAGCUAUCAAUCGCAUCAUCAGUGGCGACAGCGCUGUUGUAGUGUUUCCCACUGGCGGAGGCAAGAGCCUGUGUUACCAGGUCCCUGCCGUGGCUAUAAAGGAGCUCGACAAGGAAACCAAAUCCCGCAGCCCAGAAGAAAGUGGUGUCGCGGUCGUCAUUUCUCCCCUCAUAGCAUUGAUGAAGGACCAAGUCGAUGCUCUGCGCCGCCGAGGCAUCUCUGCAGCCGUUCUAGAUUCGACGCAAAGUCGCGAAGAGUUCGUCGACAUACAUAGCAAGUUAGCUUGUGGCAAACUCGAUCUUCUGUACUGCGCACCAGAGCGGCUCAACAAUGAAGGCUUUCUUGCAUCCCUCAAGUCUAUCCGUGGUGGCAUUCGCUUGUUAGCGAUUGAUGAAGCGCAUUGCAUUUCAGAGUGGGGCCACUCUUUCCGCCCAGACUACCUCAAAAUCGCUCGUUUCGCAAAAGAAGCCAACGUGGACAGAGUCAUCUGCCUUACGGCGACCGCCACAGCAGCCGUUGCUAAAGACAUCCGAGCUACUUUCGACAUUCCGCCCGAGGGUCUUUUCGUGACGAGCAUGUACCGAUCAAAUCUUCGCCUUUUGGUCGAGCCUAUCACUGCAGACGACGACCAAGUCGCGAUAUGCACUAAAUUCCUGAAGAAACACCCCGGGCCAUCCAUCAUAUAUGUCACGACCCAUGCGGCUGCAGAAACCCUAGCCGGUGAACUAUCUAAAAAGAACUUCAACGCUCGCGCAUAUCAUGGAGGAUUAAACGCGGAUGUACGCGGUGGAAUACAAGACACGUUUCUCAAGAGUGAAAACAUGAUCAUUGUAGGCACGAUUGCCUUCGGCAUGGGUAUCGACAAGGAGAAUGUGCGGACCAUUAUCCAUUUCGAUCUCCCAGGCAGCCUCGAAGCAUACAGCCAGCAGAUUGGAAGAGCCGGGCGAGACGGCAAACCAAGUACGUGCAUGCUCUAUCUUUCUGAUAAGGACUUCUUCGUCAGAAAUGUUUUUAUCCACGGCGAACGACCGUCUAUGCUGGCUCUACGAACACUAUUCGAAGAGAUCUGCAGUAAGGAAAACUGUCAGCUGAAACCCGGUGAACCGUUCUCCGUGGCUCUUACAUCUCAAUCACGACGGGUAGAUAUUAGGGAGACUCAACUUUCCAUCAUCUACGCCUACCUAGAACUAAAAUUCGGUCUUCUUCGGGCUAGUACUCCUCAGUACUCCGAAUACAAGUAUCAGGUGCUACAGAAUCGUACUUUAGAGACCGACGGCUCACCAGCAUCGAAGUACAUCCUUUCCCACUCCAGAAAAGCGCAAACCUGGACCAACAUUGAUGUUGACGUUCCUGCUGGAAACUGCGGAGUUAGCCGCGCUGAUCUUACGCGCAAGUUAGACUCGUGGGCCGAGUCUGGUGCCAUCAAGCUCAACAAGAGCGGUGUUCAGAAGGUCUUCCGCGUCAGCAAGAAACUUCCAAGCAAGCAAGCCGACAUCGACGAGAUCAUUGACAAUAUUAACAAGGAGAUUGUGAAGAAGGAGAAGCAGGAUUUGCAGCGCGUUCAGGAUCUGGUCAACCUGCUGACAGACAGCAGCUGCCUUACCCGUGGACUGGCAGCUUACUUUGCGGAUACAACUCACUCAUCCGUUAAGGAAUGUGGCCACUGUACCUGGUGCGAAACACAUCAACAAGUCAAGCUACCAGAGUUCGCCCCCAAACCUUUGGAUGAAAAGGCUAUUAGAAAGGCUCUGGCCAACAGCACAGCCAAAUACGAUGCCCGAUUCAUGGCUUGCGUGGCUUUCGGGAUCAGGACACCCCGAGUCAGUAGCAUGAGCCUGCACAAUAAUAAAGCUGUGUUUGAGACAAUGAGCACAUGCAACUUCAACGAUCUCGUCGAGAAAUUCGAAGAGAUGAUGGAAUGGAAGAAAUAA